AUGUCAUAUCGACGUAGUCAAGAUUUUUAUAUUAGUUCAAUGAUUCAAUUUAAUUGUGGUGGUUCGCUUUCAACAAGUACAAAAUGGACAAUAAAGAACUGUACUUCAACUAGAUGUUCAUUUGAAAUUCUAUUAAAUGAGAAAGUUAUGACAACAUUUAGUGAACUUUAUAUUCCAUCAAGAACUCUUGCUUAUGGUGUUUAUCAACUAACAUUAACUGUAAUAAUGAUUGAUUCACCGAAUUUAAAAUCAUCAUCUUCAGCUUAUGUGAGAAUAACGGCAACAGGUAUAACCGCAAAUCUUGUUCAAUUAGGAACAUCUAUGAUAACACGAGGUGAUCAACAGGAUCUUUUACUUGAUCCUGGAACAUUUUCAGUCGACCCUGACGAAGAUAUAUUUGAUGCAACUAAAUGGAAAUAUACAUAUUAUUGUCGAAUUUAUGGUUUGUAUAAUUUUCCAAAUAUACACGGAAUAUUAUUAUCAAUUGAUGAUUCUACAAUUGAUCCUUAUAAUCCAUCAUGUUUAACAACUCGAUCAGGAAAUGAAACAAAAUUCAUAUUUGGAAAUUCCACUUUAUCACCCAGUUCAUCUCUAACAAUUCUCGGUGGUUCACUUCAAUCGUAUCAAAUCUAUCAGUUUAUGAUUUAUAUGGAGAAUCAUAGGAAUUCUUCUAUUCAAGCAACAGGUUAUGUACUCGUUACAGUUGAAGUUACUCAUCCACAACUGAUUGCUGUUGGUUGUGUAAUAUCAACAAUGUGUGUUCCAAAUCUUGAAUUUCAACUUCUUAAUCCAACAACACAAGUUGCUCUAUUUACUAUUUGUAUUGGGACUUGUACAAAUCUUCAAAGUAUUAAAUGGAAUAUUUAUCAAGGAUCAGACAAUUCAACAUCUUCAAAUUAUACACAAUGGACUUUAUUUAAUCAAACAAGUUCCUAUGAAAAUAUUUGGUUUUUUGGUACAAAUACAAGUAAUUUCACGGCAACAGAUCUAUUAUUUCUUAAUAAUCUUCAAACAAAUCUUUGGCGUUUUGAAGUUGUUUAUACAUUUCUAUCUGCAAUAAGUACAAGUGCAUUGAAUUUUAUUAUUAAUCAACCGCCUGCAAAUGGUUCGUGUUCAAUCAAUCCUCUUAGUGGUACUAUAACUACUUUAUUCACUAUUAAGUGUCCAGAUUGGUAUGAUGUAGAUGGAAUACAAGAUUAUUCAUUAUAUGCAUGGACAACAGACAUAUCACAACGAACAAUAAUUGCAUUUUCAUCAGAAUAUAAUUUUCAAGUUCGAUUACCAACUGGUGAUAACGAAACUUCGUUACUUAAUCUUGUUGUUUAUGUUCGAGAUCUUGCGGGCUCUGUUACACAAGUGAAUAUAUCUUCUGUUAAUGUUAUUGCAGAUACCGCAACAAUCAAUGAUUUAAUUGAUAAAAUAACAAAUUCACCGAGUACAAUAACAAAUAAUCCGAUCGUUCGAUUACUUUCAAGUGGAAAUCAAAAUGUUGUUGGACAAAUAAUGACUUCAUUAUCUCAAGAAUUCAAUCAAAUGAAUAGUGACAAUUUAGAUAAAGCUAUAUUAAGUGGAAUACCAGCUGCAACUAUUUUAGUAUCGUCAUUAGGAAGUCAAAGUCUACAACAAAUUUCAAUACCAUUGAAUGAAUCAGCUUUGAUUAAUUAUAAUACAGAAUUAAAUUCUCUAGCAAAUGUUCGAGAUUAUCUAGUAACAUUUAUAACUAAUCUACUUAUAACAACAUCAAAUAGUAUUAUAUUACAAUCAUCAUCAUUAGUUCAAUUAACUCAAGCAACAAAUCAAUUAACACGAAAUACUUUAAUACUUAUAUCAAAUCGAUGUUAUGAAUUAUCUGCUGCUUUAUAUGCAAUAUUUGAAAAAAUCUCAUAUGAAGAUGCUCAAUCAGCAUCAAAUCAACUUUUUCAAUGUGCUUCAAAUCUUUUAAAUGCUGUGAAUGGACCAUUGCAAGGACGAACAGAAGUACUUGAUUUAGAUAACUCUCGUGCAAAUGUCAUAUCUACUGAUUAUGAUACUGAUCUUGAAUCUGCAUGGUCCAAUUUAAAUUUAUUUUCUGAUGGAAAUGAUUUUUCUACUGAAACAAUUGAAAAAAAUCGAAAUAUUUAUUAUCAAAAACAAUUAUCAAAUCAAAUCAAUAGUCAAGUGACACAAAUCAUAUCGCUAUUAACUUCUUCAUUAAAUAUUCAUUUAAAUAUUGGUCAAAGUUCUAUAAUAAAUACAUCUCAAUCAUUUGUAUCAUUAGAAACUAUAUCAAUUGCAUCACUCAAAGAUAGACUUGUGAAACAAGUUGAAAAUACUCAAUUUAGUAUUCCAUCAGAUUUUAUUUUGAACACAACGUCUAAUUCUUCAAUUUCACUUCGAUCAAGAGUAGAUCCACUGGCUUCAUUUGGAAAUUUUCAAAAUACAAAUCUUUCAAGAUCAAUUGCACUUUCAAUUAUUGAUCAAAAUGGAAAUGAAGUUUCUUUUCAAGCCCAUCAAAAUAAUCCAAUACAAUUGAUUAUUCCUCGUGAUCUAAAUGUAUUAAUACCAUCCAUGUAUUUACAAAAUGUUACAUCGAUUAAUUCAACUAUUAAUAAUUUACUAUUCAAUUAUCAUUAUAUUAAUAUAACAAGUUCUCUUCCAAUUUCAGUUCAUUUUGAAAUUCAUUCUUUAAAUACAAAUUUAGCUUAUUUAUUUAUUUAUAAAUUUGAUCAAACACCACAAUUAAAUAGUUCAAUUAAUCUCAUUGAUGGAUGGACAAUGUUUUGUCCUUUCAAUUUAACCAAUGAUGAUAUAUAUCGAUAUUUUAUUGAUAAUCAACAAACACUCGGUCAUCAAUCAUUAAUAUUUGGAAUAAGAGAAUUAAAUUCAACAGAAAUGAAUAAUUAUUGUUUAAAUAAUUCUUCAAUAAAUACGUCUUUACCAAUUACCGACCAAUCAAUUAAUUUUACAUCAAAUUAUGAACUUCGUCUAUAUACAUCAGGUUGUUAUUAUCUUGAUGAAAAUAAUAAUUGGAAAUCAGAUGGACUAAUAGUUGGUCCUUUGACAAAUCUCUAUGAAACUGAAUGUCUUUCAACUCAUUUGACAACAUUUGCUGGUGGUUUUAUUGUUUUACCUGCACCAAUUAAUUGGAGUUAUGUUUUUGCAAAUGCUGAUUUUAUGAAAAAUAAAACAGUUUAUUUAACAAUGAUAUUUACUUCAAUAAUUUAUAUUAUUUUAAUGAUUUAUGCACGUUUUAAAGAUAAGAAAGAUUUUGAAAAAUUGGGAGUAACACCAUUGGCUGAUAACAAUAAAUCUGAUCAAUAUUUAUAUCAAAUUCUUGUUUUUACUGGUCAAAGAACAAAUGCAGGAACAGAUUCAAAAGUUUAUUUUGUUUUAUCGGGUGGUGAUGAUCAAACACAAAUCCGGUUAUUUUCUGAUCCUCAUCGAAAAAUUCUUCAACGUGGUGGAAUUGAUUCUUUUAUUAUUGCUGUUCCAAAAUCAUUGGGAUUAUUGAAUUAUAUUCGUAUAUGGCAUGAUAAUUCAGGCGAAGGGUCUUGUGCAUCAUGGUUUUUAAAAUAUAUUAUUAUUCGAGAUUUACAAACUAUGGAUAAAUUUUAUUUUAUUUCUCAACAAUGGUUUGCAGUUGAAAAAGAUGAUGGACGAAUUGAAAGAACUUUACCAAUUGCUAGUGAAGCGGAAAAACAAGACUUUUCAUAUGUAUUAUCAAAAAAAGCUUAUCAUAGUGUUUCCGAUGGUCAUUUAUGGUUUUCAAUAUUUUCUCGUCCACCAUCAAAUAAAUUUACACGUACUCAACGAUGUACUUGUUGUUUCGUUUUAUUCUUUACUUCGAUGUUAAUUAAUAUAAUGUAUUAUGAUUUAUCAAAUGAAGCGGACGCAUCAAGUGAAACACAUAGUGGUGCUUCAUCAAUUGGUCCUUUUUAUAUAGCACCGCAACAGAUUGGAAUUGGUAUAAUGGUCGAAUUAUUUACACUAAUUCCAAGUCUCUUAAUUGUUCAAUUCUUUCGACGAAUUCAACCUCGUCAACAAAUUUCACGAUUACGUGAAGCAUUGUAUAAGAUACAAACAUCUCGAAAAACUAGUUCGACUAAUGCCCCUGCAAUUAAGAAAAAGAAAUCUUCAAUAACAUUUCCUUGGUGGUGUUUAUUUAUUGCUUAUGGUCUUUCAACGAUAAUUAUUGCUGUUUCAAUAUUUUUUAUCAUUGUUCGAGGAAUUGAAUUUGGUGAUGUUAAAACUCAACAAUGGUUAACAUCUGUUCUUACUGGUUUUUUCUCAUCAGUUAUUUUUACUCAACCUAUCAAAAUUAUAUGUUUGGCUAUAUUCUUCAUAUGUUUCUGUCGAAAUUCAAAAGAGGAGAAAGAAACAAGUGAAUAUAUAAAUGAAGAUGAUGAAUUUAAUAUAUCUAAUGAUGAGGAGUAUCUUCAUUCGCUUGAGUAUCACUCAUUAUUUUCUCCUCAAUCUCGAAAAAGUAUUAAUCGCCUUAAUGAAAAUGAAAUUGUUUAUGCUCGUGAUCAACGUUUAAAAGAAAUUCAAAUGUGGGCAGUUAUUCGGGAAUUUCUGAUUUAUUUUAUAUUUGCCAUAUUAGUUUUUAUAAUAACUUAUUCAAACCGUGAACAACAUAGUUUUUAUCAAGUCAGUCAUUUACGGGCUUAUUUUCUCAAUCAAAGACAAACGACUGCUGAUUAUACUAAAAUCAGUACAAUCGAUGAAUAUUGGUAUUGGUUAGAAAAUAGUUUUGUUUCAAAUAUUCGUGCACAACAAUGGUAUAAUGGAGAUAUCCCACAAUAUUUAAAUGGAUUUUUAAAUGAUAAAUCUAGUCGAUUAAU
Molecule: messenger RNA, 4820 nt
Organism: Adineta steineri
Lineage: Eukaryota; Metazoa; Rotifera; Eurotatoria; Adinetida; Adinetidae
Source: the annotation of a GenBank genome assembly